AUAAAUCUGCUUCUCUUUGUUCCUGCGAACAGAACGGAAUUGUUCCAUUAUUACUAUCACCUGCGGCACGUAAUAAAUGUGAACCCUUGCACCGAGAUAAUCACUGAAUGAGGUCCAUAGCAUAGUCUUUUCCAAUGUGACAAAGUUACAUAGUGUCUAUUUUUCUUUGAUGAAGGGGUAUUUCCAUGGGUUUGCCUUGGUAUCGUGUUCAUACUGUCGUAUUGAAUGAUCCUGGUCGCUUGCUUUCUGUCCAUAUAAUGCAUACAGCUCUAGUUUCUGGUUGGGCCGGUUCUAUGGCUCUAUACGAAUUAGCUGUUUUUGAUCCCUCUGAUCCCGUUCUUGAUCCAAUGUGGCGACAAGGUAUGUUCGUUAUACCCUUCAUGACUCGUUUAGGAAUAACCAAUUCAUGGGGCGGUUGGAGUAUUACAGGAGGAACUGUAACCAAUCCGGGUAUUUGGAGUUACGAAGGUGUUGCCGGGGCACACAUUGUGUUUUCUGGCUUGUGCUUCUUGGCAGCUAUCUGGCAUUGGGUGUAUUGGGAUCUAGAAAUAUUCUGUGAUGAACGUACGGGAAAACCCUCUUUGGAUUUGCCCAAGAUCUUUGGAAUUCAUUUAUUUUUAUCUGGGGUGGCUUGCUUUGGGUUUGGUGCAUUUCAUGUAACAGGUUUGUAUGGCCCUGGAAUAUGGGUGUCUGAUCCUUAUGGGCUAACCGGAAAAGUGCAACCUGUAAGUCCUUCAUGGGGCGCGGAGGGUUUUGAUCCUUUUGUUCCGGGGGGGAUAGCUUCUCAUCAUAUUGCAGCGGGCACCUUGGGAAUAUUAGCGGGUCUAUUCCAUCUUAGUGUUCGCCCGCCCCAACGUCUAUACAAAGCAUUACGUAUGGGCAAUAUUGAAACUGUGCUUUCCAGUAGUAUCGCUGCUGUGUUUUUUGCAGCUUUCGUUGUUGCUGGAACUAUGUGGUAUGGUUCAGCGACUACUCCGAUCGAAUUAUUUGGUCCUACUCGUUAUCAGUGGGAUCAGGGAUAUUUCCAGCAAGAAAUAUAUCGAAGAGUUAACGCCGGGCUAGCUGAAAAUCUGAGUUUAUCGGAAUCUUGGUCUAAAAUUCCCGAUAAACUAGCUUUUUAUGAUUAUAUCGGUAAUAAUCCGGCGAAAGGAGGAUUGUUCAGAGCCGGCUCAAUGGACAACGGGGAUGGAAUAGCUGUUGGGUGGUUAGGACACCCUGUCUUUAGAGAUAAAGAGGGGCAUGAACUUUUUGUACGUCGUAUGCCUACCUUCUUUGAAACAUUUCCGGUAGUUUUGGUAGAUGGAGACGGAAUUGUGAGAGCCGAUGUUCCUUUUAGAAGGGCAGAAUCCAAGUAUAGUGUCGAACAAGUGGGUGUAACUGUUGAGUUCUAUGGUGGUGAACUCGAUGGAGUCAGUUAUAAUGAUCCUGCUACUGUGAAAAAAUAUGCUAGACGUGCCCAAUUGGGUGAAAUUUUUGAAUUGGAUCGCGCUACUUUGAAAUCCGAUGGUGUUUUUCGUAGUAGUCCAAGGGGUUGGUUCACUUUUGGACAUGCUUCGUUUGCUUUGCUUUUCUUUUUCGGCCACAUUUGGCAUGGUGCUAGAACCUUGUUCAGAGAUGUUUUUGCUGGUAUCGACCCAGAUUUAGAUGCUCAAGUGGAAUUUGGAACCUUCCAAAAACUGGGGGAUCCAACUACAAGGAGACAAGUAGUCUGAUACAACAUUUCUUUCAUAUGUCUAGCCUAUGUUUCAUAUAGGGUACUGGAGAAAUAUUAAUUCGAAUCAUCACCUAUUACUCUUGACCUUUACUUGUCUGGGAAAUGAUCCCAAAUGAACAGGUAUGGAAGCUAUAAUUGUAAAACACGAUCGAAUCUAUGGAAGCAUUGGUUUAUACAUUCCUGUUGGUCUCGACU
Molecule: messenger RNA, 1909 nt
Organism: Nymphaea colorata (pocket water lily)
Lineage: Eukaryota; Viridiplantae; Streptophyta; Magnoliopsida; Nymphaeales; Nymphaeaceae
Product: photosystem II CP47 reaction center protein
Exons: 1
Coding region: 186-1712 (508 amino acids)
Biological process (GO): photosynthesis, light reaction; photosynthetic electron transport in photosystem II; photosynthesis
Cellular component (GO): membrane; photosystem II
Molecular function (GO): chlorophyll binding
Source: RefSeq, a predicted model, not a curated record